AUGAACUCGAAUAAUUUGUUCGCGGCGCUGGACGAGAAGGUGCUCCGCAAACAUGAGAAGGCCAAGACCAAGGCAGAGGAGGCCGCACAAGCCGUCGAGGCGGACCAGGCGCGCGAGGCCGCGAUGAGCCAUGCGGAGCUCGAGGCCGCGAUGUUCGGCGGCGGCGGAUUCGGGGCUUCGAACUGGGCGGACGAGCUCGACGACCACCACGGCGGCGCCAGGCAGUGGGCGGAGGCCGCUCCGGACGCGCGCGCCGCGUCGGAGUCGGAGGAGGAGUCGGAGAUCGACGAGCACGAGGAGGAGUCGGACCACGCCGAGCCGGAGCCAGAACCUGCACCACCAGCGCCACAGGCGCAGCAGGGGAAGAACCCGCCGAAGCAGUUGAGCAAGAAGGAGCAGAAGAAGAAGGAGAUGGACGACCUUGAGGCCGCGCUGGCCGAGCUCGGCAUACCGGCGCCAGACCAGCAGCAGGCCGGCAACGGCGCGGCGGAGGGGCAGCCCGGCGACGGCGGGAAGAAGAAGAAGAAGAAGAACAAGGGCAAGGGCCAGGGGGGCAGCGACAGCGCGGCAGACACCCCGACGGCGACGUCGGCGACGGAGGCGUCGGCUCCGGAGCCCGCUGCGGCGAUCGAUCCGGCCAAGGCCAAGGCGAAGCUCGCUGCGGAGGCCAAGAAGAAGAUGGCGGCGCGCAAGAGCAGCGCGGCAGCGGCGGCCAAGGCGGCAGCGGAGGCCGCGAGUCGGAAGAAGGGGAAGCGGGACAAGAGCCAGUUCAACCAGGCGCCGGCGUGGUAG
Pedinophyceae sp. YPF-701 is the source of this 792-nucleotide messenger RNA. The record is from the annotation of a GenBank genome assembly. Lineage: Eukaryota; Viridiplantae; Chlorophyta; Pedinophyceae.